Anopheles funestus (African malaria mosquito) is the source of this 3224-nucleotide messenger RNA. RefSeq names its product MFS-type transporter SLC18B1-like. Gene Ontology annotation, molecular function: transmembrane transporter activity. The record is from RefSeq and is a predicted model, not a curated record. Lineage: Eukaryota; Metazoa; Arthropoda; Insecta; Diptera; Culicidae. The transcript has 8 exons. Gene Ontology annotation, biological process: transmembrane transport. The coding region runs from base 692 to 2260 and encodes 522 amino acids.
ACCGCUGCAAUCUGAUCAAUCCGUAACGAUGGGUCCGCAAAACACACGAUCAUCUUCAACCAUUCUCGACGCUCAAACUGAUACGCAGCAGCGCACAUCUUCCCUGUGAGCUGUACGAUCCCAGCGCGAUCAGUCCCUUCGCAGACAACGACCGAACAUCCGCCUAGGCUCGCAGAACCGUGGUGCUCUUCCGUUGAGCUCCCAGGCACUAAUCGAAGCAGUGUUCGCGCAGUGUCCUUUCAUUUUACGUCCCUCCCGGAAAAAAACGUACCGAGGCUUCUGAAAGACGGAUCGUCAACGAUCCUGCCGAACAAGUGUUUCCCCGUGCAGUGCGUCACCAAAGAUGCUGUGCUCAGUUUAAUUCAGUGCAGUGCAAGGUAGUGGUGUGUUGCGUAGGUGAUUGUUUGCGGAGAAAGAAAGAACGGUGCGGUUCGAGUUUAAUCCCGCAACGGUGUGUGAGUGAGAUCAUGUAAAGCAGUCCUUAAGUAAAAGAGAAAAAAAAGUACACGCUUAUCGACAGUAUUGAUUGCAUCCAUUUCGGACACAUCAGCUAGUGAACUAGUGUCAGCAGCGUUAAAUUAGUAUACUUACACACGCAUCGUUUUCCUGCCGAAAUUAAACGUCUUCUUGAGACAUCCAAACAUCACUGAAAGCUCAACAAAGAAAAAGGCUUAAGCAACACACAUAAACGAUGGCGUUAGACUUUACUCGACGUCAGUGGCUGACACUGAUGAUUAUGGGACUGGCUGAUUUUUGCAAUGCGAUCUGCGUGAGCUUACAAGCACCAUUCUUCCCGAACGAGGCUGAAUCGAAAGGUGCGACGGCCACCGAGUAUGGGCUCGUGUUUGGCAUCUUCGAACUGGUGGUGUUCAUCAUCUCACCCAUCUACGGUCAGUACAUCAACCGGAUCGGGCCGAAAGUAUUAUUCAACAGUGGCAUCUUUACCACCGGCACCUCGGCCAUCCUGUUCGGGUUGCUGGAUCGCGUGCCGGGCCACGUGCCCUUCAUAACGCUCGCAUUCGUAAUACGCAUAGUGGAGGCACUUGGAAAUGCCGCCUUUCUGACCGCUUCGUUUGCGAUCAUUGCCAAAGAGUUCCCGAACAAUGUCGCUACGACAUUCGCAUCGUUGGAGACGUGCUUUGGGCUGGGUUUGAUCGUUGGACCGAUGGUUGGUGGAGCGCUGUACAGCGUCGGUGGAUAUUAUUUGCCAUUCGUCGUACUCGGUUCGGCACUAUUUGUGACGGCCAUCUUGACGCUCUGCAUUCUGCCAAAGCACCCGAACGAGGAACAGCCGAACCGGGAAAAGUCUGCAUCGCUGCUCGCGGUUCUGAAGAUACCCGGCGUGGUCGUCUGUGCGCUUGCCAUCUGUGCCACCAGUGCAUCGAUCGGAUUCCUCAGUGCCACCAUGGAGCCACACCUGCGACAGUUUGACCUUAGUCCAAUUCUGCUUGGUGUCGUGUUCGUCAUCAACGGUGGAGUGUAUGCUUUGACAGCUCCCGUCUGGGGCUGGGGUGUGGACAAGUUCCUAAACCCGAAAAUCGUCUCAGCAGUUGGAUGCUUCCUGGUCGUCGGAGGGUUCUGCAUGGUCGGACCCGCGUCAUUCAUCCCACUAGAAACGAACCUCACAUACGUCAUUACCGGACUGGUGCUACAUGGACUAGGGAUUGCGGCGGUGCUUGUUUCCAGCUUCACGGACGCUCUAAACAUCUCGAUUAAAAAAGGACUACCAGACAAUAUUGAAACAUACGGACUCAUAUCGGGCCUGUGGACGUCAACGUUCGCAUUUGGAGCAUUCGUAGGUCCGUCCGUCAGUGGGCUACUGUUUGAUGCGAUUGGAUUCCGUGCAUCGACCGUGUUUAUCAUUGGGCUGCAGCUUGUCGUCGGCAUCAUCACCAUACUGUUCCUCUGCUUCGAACGAUCCCCAACGCCGUACAAGGAAAUUUCAUCCGUCGAGUCACUGAUCAAGCCCGCCACUAGCUCACAGGAUGGUGAUUCGCGCAAUGAAAGCAGUGCCAGUCGCACCAGCAGUCUUGACAUCACCUACCGAGGUAACAAAUCGGGAUUCUCCGGCAGUCAGAGUUCACUCAUCGGUUCCUGGCGCCCGUCAGUAAACAAUCUGCUAAUCAGCAACAGCUAUCAAAGCAAACAAGGACACUGGGCACGCUCCGUCACGGAGUUAGAGACGAAUACUGGCACACAGUACGGUACACACUAUGGAAGCUUUGACGCCCGGCCCGGUUAUCACGAUACGAUGGCCUAAACGGCCAAAUGCUGCUGUGCAUCGUGCGUCCUACGUACCGGUCACCUCGAUCCCGACAUCCCCCCGAUGCCGGGCUACAACGAUGCGUGACCUUGCGGAUCGGUAUUUUCAUCUUGCUGCUUUUGUUCCGUUCACUCAAAGCGCACUCUAUACCUGCCAAAAGACAACCAGCUUAACUAGUUGUAACUACCUCCUGCGUGUUAAUAGCGCACUCGUCCUGCGGAGGGACAUUGUUCUUACGUCGUCACUUACGCUACACAGACGACACACUAUAUCCUCUCUCUCUCUCUAUCUCCUCUGUUCGGUGAUCCACAAGAGCUAGGAAAGCUGGAACACAUUCUUUACCAUACCCAUUCAAUACUCAACGGAUUGGUCAACGGCUACAGACAGAUUAAUAUACCUACAAGGCGAAACAGACUGUUGACAGGUUUCAACAGUUAUCAGCUGCAACGAUAACGAUGCAACAAAAUGUUUGCUCAUCUGUACGUUAAACCACCUUGAAGAUCGUGCUGUCCAUAUCGCCGUUUGUUCACCCAAAACCAAGAAACGAUAUUCAUUUUCAACCAUUAAUUUUAAUGUUACCCACACCAUUUCGAUUGUUUCCGCGUGCCUUUUGUACCUUUCUUUCCAUCCUGUCCAUUGUGUAGUGUCACUCGAGAUUACUCGCUUCUGCCCCUGACCUCGGCUCUCUGCAGUCUGCAAUACCAUCCAUUUGUAUCAGUAGCCUUUCAAACAAUUGCAUACGUCCGAGGUAGGCAAUCUGUCCAACAGCGAAAGCUGCAGUUGCAAUUUUGACGCGUACGAUCAAGACGGUUGGCACGGAGCGAGUGGAAGUAAUCCAGCAUUAUGUGUGAUGUUGAUAAGUUUUGUGCGGUGUGAAAUGGGAGUAUGUUAGAUAAGGCAUGUGAGCAAACACACAAGUAGAAAGGAAAUAAAAUAUUGUAUUUAUAAUCAACAGACACAA